AUGACUUUAAACAGCAGAAGGAGGUGGUGUUUCAUUUCAAAAUAUGAGGCCAGAUGGACCGUAUUCCUCACCAUAUUAUAUGUAUGGUGCAUCGUUUGUGGAGGUACAUCCUCCAUAACACCAACAACAGCAGUUUCAACAGCCAAUGAAGUUUGUAUAAUAAGAACUAAAGCAUCUAUUACCACAGCUAUGACUCCCAAACAAAAUAAAUGCAUAGCUGUGACUUUCACAACUACAUCUCCUACAACUACUGAUUCAACAUCAAUUGCAUCUACAACUGAGGCUUCUACAGAAAAUGCACCUUCAACAACAGCUACAGGUCAAACAGAAAUGUCAUCUUCAAUGACAACAAAAACUGGAGCUUCCACAACCAUAGAUGUGAUCCCCACAACCACUCUCAUAUCCUCACCAAGUACAACUGCACCUUCAACAGCAACAAAUGUUGAUUCAACAACAACAGCACCGUCAACAGAAACUGAAGCUUCCACGACCAUAAAGGUGACCCCCACAACCACUCUCAUAUCCUCACCAAGUACAACUGCACCUUCAACAGCAACAAAUGCUGAUUCAACAACAACAGCACCAUCAACAGAAACUGAAGCUUCCACAACCAUAGAGGUGACCCCCACAACCACUCUCAUAUCCUCACCAAGUACAACUGCACCUUCAACAGCAACAAAUGCUGAUUCAACAACAACAGCACCAUCAACAGAAACUGAAGCUUCCACAACCAUAGAGGUGACCCCACAACCACUCUCAUAUCCUCACCAAGUACAACUGCACCUUCAACAUACAACUGCACCUUCAACAGCAACAAAUGCUGAUUCAACAACAACAGCACCGUUAACAGAAAAUGAAGCUUCCACAACCAUAGAGGUGACCCCCACAACCACUCUCAUAUCCUCACCAAGUACAACUGCACCUUCAACAGCAACAAAUGCUGAUUCAACAACAACAGCACCGUUAACAGAAAAUGAAGCUUCCACAACCAUAGAGGUGACCCCCACAACCACUCUCAUAUCCUCACCAAGUACAACUGCACCUUCAACAGCAACAAAUGCUGAUUCAACAACAACAGCACCGUCAACAGAAACUGAAGCUUCCACAACCAUAGAGGUGACCCCCACAACCACUCUCAUAUCCUCACCAAGUACAACUGCACCUUCAACAGCAACAAAUGCUGAUUCAACAACAACAGCACCGUUAACAGAAAAUGAAGCUUCCACAACCAUAGAGGUGACCCCCACAACCACUCUCAUAUCCUCACCAACAACAAAUGCUGAUUCAACAACAACAGCACCGUUAACAGAAAAUGAAGCUUCCACAACCAUAGAGGUGACCCCCACAACCACUCUCAUAUCCUCACCAAGUACAACUGCACCUUCAACAGCAACAAAUGCUGAUUCAACAACAACAGCACCGUUAACAGAAAAUGAAGCUUCCACAACCAUAGAGGUGACCCCCACAACCACUCUCAUAUCCUCACCAAGUACAACUGCACCUUCAACAGCAACAAAUGCUGAUUCAACAACAACAGCACCGUUAACAGAAAAUGAAGCUUCCACAACCAUAGAGGUGACCCCCACAACCACUCUCAUAUCCUCACCAAGUACAACUGCACCUUCAACAGCAACAAAUGCUGAUUCAACAACAACAGCACCGUUAACAGAAAAUGAAGCUUCCACAACCAUAGGUGACCCCACAACCACUCUCAUAUCCUCACCACGUACAACUGCACCUUCAACAGCAACAAAUGCUGAUUCAACAACAACAGCACCGUUAACAGAAAAUGAAGCUUCCACAACCAUAGAGGUGACCCCCACAACCACUCUCAUAUCCUCACCAACAACAAAUGCUGAUUCAACAACAACAGCACCGUCAACAGAAACUGAAGCUUCCACAACCAUAGGGGUGACCCCCACAACCACUCUCAUAUCCUCACCAAGUACAACUGCACCUUCAACAGCAACAAAUGCUGAUUCAACAACAACAGCACCGUUAACAGAAAAUGAAGCUUCCACAACCAUAGAGGUGACCCCACAACCACUCAUAUCCUCACCACGUACAACUGCACCUUCAACAGCAACAAAUGCUGAUUCAACAACAACAGCACCGUUAACAGAAAAUGAAGCUUCCACAACCAUAGAGGUGACCCCCACAACCACUCUCAUAUCCUCACCAACAACAAAUGCUGAUUCAACAACAACAGCACCGUUAACAGAAAAUGAAGCUUCCACAACCAUAGAGGUGACCCCCACAACCACUCUCAUAUCCUCACCAAGUACAACUGCACCUUCAACAGCAACAAAUGCUGAUUCAACAACAACAGCACCGUUAACAGAAAAUGAAGCUUCCACAACCAUAGAGGUGACCCCCACAACCACUCUCAUAUCCUCACCACCAACAAAUGCUGAUUCAACAACAACAGCACCGUUAACAGAAAAUGAAGCUUCCACAACCAUAGAGGUGACCCCCACAACCACUCUCAUAUCCUCACCAAGUACAACUGCACCUUCAACAGCAACAAAUGCUGAUUCAACAACAACAGCACCGUUAACAGAAAAUGAAGCUUCCACAACCAUAGAGGUGACCCCCACAACCACUCUCAUAUCCUCACCAAGUACAACUGAACCUUCAACAGCAACAAAUGCUGCUUCAAAAACAACAGCACCGUCAAUAGAAACUGAAGCUUCCACAACCAUAGAGGUGACCCCCACAACCACCCUCAUAUCUUCAGAAUCUACAACAACAGCAAAAGCUGCUCCAACAACACCACUGUCAACAACAAAUGAAGGAUCAACUACCACAGCAGUGAAUCCCACAUCCACACCUUUCUCUUUAGCAAAUUCAAGUCCACCUAUUACAACAAGAAGUGCCGCUCCAACAUCAUCUUCAGUCAGUAAAGGUUAUACAACCACAGCUGUGACACUCACAUCCUUGCGUGUUUUCUCAGGACCUACAAUUGCACCUCCAGCAACAGAAAAUGCUGGUCUUACCACAACACUUCUUUCAAUAUCUCCAACUUCUUCUCUUGUAUCACCAAGCACAACAACCAUAUCUCCAACCACAAUACCACUUUUCACCAAAACCAGAACUGCUGCGGCAACAACAUUUGUCACACCCACAACCAUGCCAAUGUUAUCAGAAUUUACGAAAUCAUUUCUAACAUCCUCAUCUUUGAUGAAUGCAACAACAAAUGCAGUGACUCCGACUAGACUUUCAGAAACACAAAAUCCCGCUCCAACUGCAUUUGUAUCUCAAAGCACAAAAACUGUGUCUUUAGCAACCACUGAAACCACUGCACCAACCAUUAUAAUUGUAACUCAAGAAACAACUAUGCCAUUAUCAAUGUCAGCUACUGCUGCUACAGUUGCAUCAACUAAAACAACAGCAGUGGUGGCAAGCAAACUGCUAUUCAACUCCUCGUCUCCAGUCACCAGUGAAUCUCAGGUCCUCAGAGCUAUCAAUACUCUCCUGAAAUCCAGAGAGUCACAGCUCAGUGAAUCAGUGAAGGUCAUUAAUGUCAACUAUGAGAAAAUAUCAGAAACCUCCUAUGCUGUGGUCAUUACAUUUAGCCUGGUUAAUAUCAGCAUGCCAGAGGACCCUGAGCUCAGAGGUGACACAUACCAGCAAGUGCAGGACACCAUCAAUAACGCGCUGAACACUCUUCUGAAUGAACCUGGCAAGAACGUUUUUGAACCCAAGUCUUCCAAUUUUAUGAGCUCUUCAAACCAGAUUGAUGGCAGGAUGGACUACACCUUCCAGGAUGGAGAUGCCAUACAACCAGUCAGCUUCCUAAAUGAACUACGUCUGCCAACCACUACAACAGUGCCUCCAGAAAGAACAACCAGUUUUUCUGUCACUACUCCCAACCUCAUAUCUGGUUCAGCAAUGGUCACAAGCAAGCUAGAGUUCAACUCCUCAUCUCCAGUCCCCAGUGAAGAUCUGGUCCUCAGCGCUAUCAACACUCUCCGCAAUUCCAGAGAGUCACAGCUGAAUGAAUCAGUGAAGGUGGUGAAUGUCAUCUAUCAGAAAAUCUCAGAAACUUCCUAUGCUGUGAUCUUUACAUUUAACGUGAUUAACAUCAGCAUGUCAGAGGACCCUGAGCUCAGACGCGACACCAACCAGCAAGUGCAGGACAUCAUCAAUAACGCGCUGAACACUCUUCUGAAUGAACCUGGCAAGAACGUUUUUGAACCCAAGUCUUCCAAUUUUAUGAGCUCUUCAAACCAGAUUGAUGGCAGGAUGGACUACACCUUCCAGGAUGGAGAUGCCAUACAACCAGUCAGCUUCCUAAAUGAACUACGUCUGCCAACCACUACAACAGUGCCUCCAGAAAGAACAACCAGUUUUUCUGUCACUACUCCCAACCUCAUAUCUGGUUCAGCAAUGGUCACAAGCAAGCUAGAGUUCAACUCCUCAUCUCCAGUCCCCAGUGAAGAUCUGGUCCUCAGCGCUAUCAACACUCUCCGCAAUUCCAGAGAGUCACAGCUGAAUGAAUCAGUGAAGGUGGUGAAUGUCAUCUAUCAGAAAAUCUCAGAAACUUCCUAUGCUGUGAUCUUUACAUUUAACGUGAUUAACAUCAGCAUGUCAGAGGACCCUGAGCUCAGACGCGACACCAACCAGCAAGUGCAGGACAUCAUCAAUAACGCGCUGAACACUCUUCUGAAUGAACCUGGCAAGAACGUUUUUGAACCCAAGUCUUCCAAUUUUAUGAGCUCUUCAAACCAGAUUGAUGGCAGGAUGGACUACACCUUCCAGGAUGGAGAUGCCAUACAACCAGUCAGCUUCCUAAAUGAACUACGUCUGCCAACCACUACAACAGUGCCUCCAGAAAGAACAACCAGUUUUUCUGUCACUACUCCCAACCUCAUAUCUGGUUCAGCAAUGGUCACAAGCAAGCUAGAGUUCAACUCCUCAUCUCCAGUCCCCAGUGAAGAUCGGGUCCUCAGCGCUAUCAACACUCUCCGCAAUUCCAGAGAGUCACAGCUGAAUGAAUCAGUGAAGGUGGUGAAUGUCAUCUAUCAGAAAAUCUCAGAAACUUCCUAUGCUGUGAUCUUUACAUUUAACGUGAUUAACAUCAGCAUGUCAAAGGACCCUGAGCUCAGACGCGACACCAACCAGCAAGUGCAGGACAUCAUCAAUAACGCGCUGAACACUCUUCUGAAUGAACCUGGCAAGAACGUUUUUGAACCCAAGUCUUCCAAUUUUAUGAGCUCUUCAAACCAGAUUGAUGGCAGGAUGGACUACACCUUCCAGGAUGGAGAUGCCAUACAACCAGUCAGCUUCCUAAAUGAACUACGUCUGCCAACCACUACAACAGUGCCUCCAGAAAGAACAACCAGUUUUUCUGUCACUACUCCCAACCUCAUAUCUGGUUCAGCAAUGGUCACAAGCAAGCUAGAGUUCAACUCCUCAUCUCCAGUCCCCAGUGAAGAUCUGGUCCUCAGCGCUAUCAACACUCUCCGCAAUUCCAGAGAGUCACAGCUGAAUGAAUCAGUGAAGGUGGUGAAUGUCAUCUAUCAGAAAAUCUCAGAAACUUCCUAUGCUGUGAUCUUUACAUUUAACGUGAUUAACAUCAGCAUGUCAGAGGACCCUGAGCUCAGACGCGACACCAACCAGCAAGUGCAGGACAUCAUCAAUAACGCGCUGAACACUCUUCUGAAUGAACCUGGCAAGAACGUUUUUGAACCCAAGUCUUCCAAUUUUAUGAGCUCUUCAAACCAGAUUGAUGGCAGGAUGGACUACACCUUCCAGGAUGGAGAUGCCAUACAACCAGUCAGCUUCCUAAAUGAACUACGUCUGCCAACCACUACAACAACGACACCAACCAGCAAGUGCAGGACAUCAUCAAUAACGCGAUCUGGUUCAGCAAUGGUCACAAGCAAGCUAGAGUUCAACUCCUCAUCUCCAGUCCCCAGUGAAGAUCUGGUCCUCAGCGCUAUCAACACUCUCCGCAAUUCCAGAGAGUCACAGCUGAAUGAAUCAGUGAAGGUGGUGAAUGUCAUCUAUCAGAAAAUCUCAGAAACUUCCUAUGCUGUGAUCUUUACAUUUAACGUGAUUAACAUCAGCAUGUCAAAGGACCCUGAGCUCAGACGCGACACCAACCAGCAAGUGCAGGACAUCAUCAAUAACGCGCUGAACACUCUUCUGAAUGAACCUGGCAAGAACGUUUUUGAACCCAAGUCUUCCAAUUUUAUGAGCUCUUCAAACCAGAUUGAUGGCAGGAUGGACUACACCUUCCAGGAUGGAGAUGCCAUACAACCAGUCAGCUUCCUAAAUGAACUACGUCUGCCAACCACUACAACAGUGCCUCCAGAAAGAACAACCAGUUUUUCUGUCACUACUCCCAACCUCAUAUCUGGUUCAGCAAUGGUCACAAGCAAGCUAGAGUUCAACUCCUCAUCUCCAGUCCCCAGUGAAGAUCUGGUCCUCAGCGCUAUCAACACUCUCCGCAAUUCCAGAGAGUCACAGCUGAAUGAAUCAGUGAAGGUGGUGAAUGUCAUCUAUCAGAAAAUCUCAGAAACUUCCUAUGCUGUGAUCUUUACAUUUAACGUGAUUAACAUCAGCAUGUCAGAGGACCCUGAGCUCAGACGCGACACCAACCAGCAAGUGCAGGACAUCAUCAAUAACGCGCUGAACACUCUUCUGAAUGAACCUGGCAAGAACGUUUUUGAACCCAAGUCUUCCAAUUUUAUGAGCUCUUCAAACCAGAUUGAUGGCAGGAUGGACUACACCUUCCAGGAUGGAGAUGCCAUACAACCAGUCAGCUUCCUAAAUGAACUACGUCUGCCAACCACUACAACAGUGCCUCCAGAAAGAACAACCAGUUUUUCUGUCACUACUCCCAACCUCAUAUCUGGUUCAGCAAUGGUCACAAGCAAGCUAGAGUUCAACUCCUCAUCUCCAGUCCCCAGUGAAGAUCUGGUCCUCAGCGCUAUCAACACUCUCCGCAAUUCCAGAGAGUCACAGCUGAAUGAAUCAGUGAAGGUGGUGAAUGUCAUCUAUCAGAAAAUCUCAGAAACCUCCUAUGCUGUGAUCUUUACAUUUAAUGUGAUUAACAUCAGCAUGUCAGAGGACCCUGAGCUCAGACGCGACACCAACCAGCAAGUGCAGGACAUCAUCAAUAAUGCGCUGAACACUCUUCUGAAUGAACUUAGAAGUCCAACUUUACAGCCCAAUUCAUCAAACUUCACGAGCACUUCAAACCAGAUUGAUGGCAGAAUGGAAUACACCUUCCAGGAUGGAGAUGCCAUACAACCAGUCAGCUUCCUAAAUGAGCUACGUGUGCCAACCUCUACAACAGUGCUUCCAGAAAGACCUACCAGUUUUUCUGUCACUACUCUCAACCUCAUAUCUGGUUCAGCAAUGGUCAUAAGCAAGCUAGAGUUCAACUCCUCAUCUCCAGUCCCCAGUGAAGAUCUGGUCCUCAGCGCUAUCAACACUCUCCGCAAUUCCAGAGAGUCACAGCUGAAUGAAUCAGUGAAGGUGGUGCAUGUCACCUAUGAGAAAAUCACAGCAACCUCCUAUGCUGUCAUUUUUAAAUUUAAUUUGAGUAAUAUCAGCAUGUCAAAGGAUCCUGAGCUAAGAAACGGCACAUAUCUACAAGCUCAGGGUGUCAUCAAUAAUGCGCUGAACACUCUUCUGAAUGAACCUGGCAGACCAACUUUAAAUCCCAAGUCAUCCAACUUCAUAAGCACAUCAAACCAAAUUGAUGGCAGGAUGGACUACACCUUCCAGGAUAAAGAUGCCAUUCAACCAGUCAGCUUCCUAAAUGAGCUUCGUUCACAGACAGCUAGUACUCUGACAACUACUCCACCGACAGUGCGUGGCAGAGCACUUAUAUCCAUUCGCCUCGUGUUCGUCACACUGGGCCCCCUGCCAAAUCCAGAUAAGGUUCUUGAGGUGGUCAACAAUAUGCUGAAAACACGUCUCACAACUAAACAAGACACCACAACACAAGACCUGAGUGAUUCUGUGAACUUUGCCAAUGUCACAUAUACGAAAAUAAAUGAGACAGCCUAUGCUCUCAACUUUGGAUUUGAAAUCAGCAAUAUAACCAUGUCUGGGAAACUUGAACUCAGGAAUGGCACCCACCUGGUAAUACAAGACUCUAUAAACUCAUUGCUGGGCAAGAUCCUCCUCAGUAACUCCUCAGCUCCUCUCAUUAAGUUCCAAGCAGCUGAUUUCAAGGGUAAUUCCACUGUGAUUCAGGCCAACGUAGAGUAUGUUUUCUCACCAAGUGACAUCACGCAACCGAGCAUCUUUGUUCAGCAACUUCUCCAACUUGCCGAAGCGAGCAGUCUGACAACAACCUCACCACCGAUCUUGACUAGGAGGGCAAUUAUUAAGAUUCGUCUCGAGUUUAUCACACUGGGCCCAAGACCAAGUGAGAAGAGUGUUCUAGACGUGGUUAAAUCUAUGCUGGCUUCAAAUCUCACAACUAAACAAACCGCCAGAACAGUAAGCGUGAGUGACCCUGUGACCGUGGAUAAUGUCAUUUAUUUGGGAAUUAAUGACACCGCCUACGCACUCAUCUUUACAUUUGAAAUCAACAAAGUAUCACUGACAGAAUUGAAAAGGAAUGAAACCUAUCAAGUAAUCCAAAAGAAGAUAAAUGACUUGGUGAUCAAGAUCCUAAAAGACCCCUCAGUUAAUCUGCUCAUUCCUGCCGAAUUCAAGGAUAAUCUCACCGUGAUCGAGGCCAAUGUUAUGUUUGUUUUCUCGCAACAUGACAGCAACUCGGCUGCUGGUUACUUGGUCAGUACCCUUUUCAAGGUUUUUACCACACCAGUUCCAACCACCAUGAACACUACAAUCUCAAACAACGGUACAAACGUAGCAUGGAUUGUGGCUAUCAUUGUCCCCUGCGCUAUUGUCAUCGGGCUCGUACCUUGCUGGAUUCUCCUUUGCUGUUUGUUGUGUGGUUGCUGUGCAGCAAUCAGGAGACGUUGGCACAGAAGACAGUCGUACAAUGUACAGUACACAACUCGAAACAGCCUCUUCUAGAGAUAUUCAAGACCAAACUUUGAUACUUAAAAUAUUAUUAAUUUUCCUGUAUUGCUGGGCAUACAGAACCUCUCUAAAUGGGAUGCAACUGUGAUUAAAAGAAAAACAACAACAACAACUACUAUUUAAGGAAUGAUUUUAUUUAUUUAAAAUCUGUUAUGUAAAGUAAUGAUAAUCUUGUUUUAUAAAUGAAAGAUUUAUUUGGUAGUAUGUAUUUAACGUCAAGGGAAAAAUGUAGAAUGUGUUGAUCACUUCUUUAUUCACACUUUAUGUACUUUAUCUAAGAUAAUAUAUUGUACCUUGAUGACAUAUUUAUGUACAAAUCCACAAUUAAUGUUUUAAGACUGUGUAGUUAAAAACUAUAAUUUAAUAAAAACAAGUAAAUAUCAAUUUGAGAACAUUAUUGUAGCCAUAAUUGUCGGUAUAUACAAUAGAGAACUUUACAGUUUUAAUAUGUUGGAAAAUUCAUUUGGGCCCAUCC
Messenger RNA from Onychostoma macrolepis, 9490 nucleotides. RefSeq lists its product as uncharacterized. Bases 1 to 9009 code for a protein of 3002 amino acids. The record is from RefSeq and is a predicted model, not a curated record. The transcript has 56 exons. Lineage: Eukaryota; Metazoa; Chordata; Actinopteri; Cypriniformes; Cyprinidae.